AUGGCCCCGGCUGUUGUGAACAAUCCAGCAGCCACUGAGAAGCAGCUGGAAUCAGCCGAGGACGUGCUUGCGCUGAGGUCCCGGAAGCAGGGGAGAGUCCGGGCAGGUAUGGAGAAAAUGCCGGGCACGUGGAAAUUCCGACCCAAGGAUGGGCAGUUGCAGCUUGUCUGGGGAAGCCAGCGCCACACCACGCCCUCCCCGGCAGGACUGCCACAGUGGGUGGUGGCACUCGAGACAGACCCCGGGGGACUCCUUCAGGAUUGGAUCUGGAGUGGGGUCACGAUGGGAGAAGCCCAAGGGCAGACGCAGAAGCCACUGGAAUGUAACAUCGAUGACAGGCUGUGUGUGGUCCUAGAGCACCAGUAUGAAGUCAUCAUCAUCCCCACGCUGCUGGUCGGGACCUUCAUAAUCCUCCUGCUGGUCAUCCUGUGGCUCCAUUUUCGAGGCCAAAGGGCCCAGCGACAGCAGCCUGGUCUCCAAGGCUUGGCCCCGAUGCCCCCUGCCCGGGGGCUGAGCUGGGAGGCGUCUGGCCUGGCAGAGAACAUCUUUGUACCCUGGAAGGAGACGUCAGUGGAUGGUCUGCUGCGGGCCACCGCCCCGGCCCUGGCCAAGCUGCAGCUGUCGCGGGACCAGAUCGUGCAGCCCCUGGACCAGAUCUGCCACGGCAGCCUCGGGCCCAUCUACCGCACCACCAUGAGCAGCCUGGCCCCGGCCCAGCCCAAGACCGUCAUCCUCAAGGCCUUACGGGGCUCAGUGGGGCUGUACGAGGUGCAGGAUUUCAUGGGCCGGAUCCAGUUCCACCAGUUUCUGGGGAAGCACAAACAUCUGGUCCAGCUCCUAGGCUGCUGCACCGAACAGCUGCCCCUGUACAUGGUGCUGGAGGAUGUGGACCAGGGUGACCUCCUCACCUUCCUCUGGACCUGCCGGCGGGACGUGAUGACCAUGGAUGGCCUCCUCUAUGAUCUGACAGAGAAGCAGAUCUAUCACAUUGGGUGGCAAGUCUUGACAGCCUUGGAGUACCUGCAGAGCAAGCGGCUCUUCCACGGGGACCUGGCGGCCAGAAACGUCCUGCUCCAGAGUGACCUGAGCGCCAAGCUGUGCGGGCUGGGGCUGGCCUAUGAGGUGCACGCCCGCGGGGCUGUGGCCUCCAGCCGCGCCGUGCCCCUCAAGUGGCUGGCUCCCGAGCGGCUCCUUGGGAAGCCAGCAGGCAUCCGGGCUGACGUCUGGUCUUUCGGCAUCCUGCUGUACGAGAUGGUCACCCUCGGCGCCCCACCGUACCCUGAGGUCCCUCCUGCCAACAUCCUGCAGCACCUCCAGAGGAAGCAGAUCAUGCAGAGGCCUGCCAGCUGUACCCCCACUAUGUACAGCCUCAUGAAGUCGUGCUGGCGUUGGAGAGAGGAGGGCCGACCUGCGCCCGCAGACCUCCGCCGGCGCCUGGAAGCCGCUGCUAGUGAUGCCGAUGACAAGGCCGUCCUGCAGGUGCCGGAGUUGGUGGUUCCCUCCCUGUAUGCGGAUGUGGCCGGCGUUGCUGUGGAGACCUUAUCCUGCAACUACACGGCCCUCUGAGGGCUUCAGGUGGGCUAUGACCAUGUGCUCAGCCCCGGGGGCUCUGGAACCCCUUCCCCCCUGAAGAGAUCCUGGGCCUAUGUCCACCCCCAGGGCAGUGGACGAAGCAGGCAUCCACCAUGAC
Molecule: messenger RNA, 1690 nt
Organism: Tachyglossus aculeatus (Australian echidna)
Lineage: Eukaryota; Metazoa; Chordata; Mammalia; Monotremata; Tachyglossidae
Gene: STYK1
Product: serine/threonine/tyrosine kinase 1
Exons: 13
Coding region: 1-1566 (521 amino acids)
Biological process (GO): protein phosphorylation; cell surface receptor protein tyrosine kinase signaling pathway; multicellular organism development
Cellular component (GO): signaling receptor complex
Molecular function (GO): ATP binding; transmembrane receptor protein tyrosine kinase activity
Source: RefSeq, a predicted model, not a curated record